Gymnogyps californianus (California condor) is the source of this 1161-nucleotide messenger RNA. RefSeq names its product transmembrane protein 40 (gene TMEM40). The record is from RefSeq and is a predicted model, not a curated record. Lineage: Eukaryota; Metazoa; Chordata; Aves; Accipitriformes; Cathartidae. The transcript has 14 exons. Bases 126 to 995 code for a protein of 289 amino acids.
CCGGGGCUGGCGCUGCACACACCCUACCCUGGGAUCCUGAACCAUCGCACAGCCCUGUAGAGCUUUCCAACGACCACAGAGAGGAGCACACGGCGCAUAAGGAGAAAUACAAACCAGGCACAGCAAUGGAGAACUUGAAUGUCCUAUUCCCAGAUCUUACUGAAGAACAGCAAGACGUUUUCCAGAGGGUUUUUACUGCUGAUGCCAGUUACUUGGAGAACCAUGAGAAAAUGAACCAGUCCUUCUGGGAAUCACUUGUAAAAUGUUUAGCCACCACUGACCCACCUAUCCUGAAUACUGAAGAAAAGAACCAUCUCCUCAACAGCUGCAAUGUCCUGCCUGGAGGCUGUGCAGCCUGCCUGAAAGCCAUAGAGAAGAAAGGAGUCAGGGCAAUGGCUGUUCUUUACCUCUUGCUGAAGACCACCAACCCACCUGAAUAUGGGCAGCUGCCCAGCUCCAAGGGAAAGGAUGAAAAACUGAAACUCCUGAAGAGACUGGAAAGGAAUCUCCUGCUUUCACAAGAGGAAAAAAAGGCUGAAAACUCAUCCCUUGAGUCCAUGGAUGAAGAUACACAAGACAGUGAUGAGGAAGAUUUAGGAAGACGGAAGACUGAAGGCCAAUUACUUGGAGGCAUAUCAGCAGAGGUGGUUCCCUACAGAGAUUCAGAGAUUGCCAGAAGAGAAGAUUCAAUUGCAGAUGCAUAUGACAACGAGAACACUCGCCUCCAUCAGGGGACAGUACGGUGGAUGGGCAUACGGAAGGAUGAUGAAUUCUUUCAUUUUGUCAUUCUUUGCUUUGCAAUUGGAGCUUUACUAAUUUGCUACUACUACUACAAAGAUUGGACUAUUUCUCUUGGAAUUGGUUUAAUCACCUUUGCUUCCCUGGAAACCACUGGGAUAUACUUUGGUCUAGUGUAUCGAAUUCGGAGCGUACUUGACAGUUUUGUUCCUCUGAUUGAGAAAUUCAGGCCAACAGGUAUGAGGAAAGCUGCCUAGGAGGAGUCUUUCAGGAGCGUUCCACACCAUCCCGCUGUCUGGAUUGCUAGUAUUAAAAGAAUUGCUUUACGAGGCAAACAAAAACCUAAUGGCUAAUGUGAAAUACUGAAAUGUUAAACCAUAGAAAGACAUCGUUCCCUCCCCUCAAAAAUAAAGCUGAAACUGU